Messenger RNA from Schistocerca nitens (vagrant locust), 1704 nucleotides. RefSeq lists its product as uncharacterized. Bases 1 to 723 code for a protein of 240 amino acids. The transcript is spliced from 7 exons. The record is from RefSeq and is a predicted model, not a curated record. Lineage: Eukaryota; Metazoa; Arthropoda; Insecta; Orthoptera; Acrididae.
AUGGCAGCCGACGGGAUAUUGAAGUUCCUGGAAGCGACUGCGGCGCUCUGGCCGGACGAGGCGGCGCAGUAUCGAAUCGAGCAGCCCUGUUUUGGGCAGCGGGCCGGUCACGUGGCCGCCUGUCGCAACGCUGGUUUGCUUGGGUUGGUCGAAGAGGAGGGGGGGAGGGGGCGGGGACUCCACAGAAGCAAUAUACUACGCCGCCAGGACUGCAAAGGCGCAUUUGGCCGCCGGCUGCGCCCAGUAGUGGGUGCAGCCGGCGCAAGCCGUCGGCGCCGACCAGCAGCGCUACAGGGGUGUGCAAAACGGGAACUACCAGGAAAGCGCUGUGCGCCCAAGAGCCGCCUCAGAGGUGGCGUGUGGCUUGCACCGGGACACCUCAGUCAGCGGGCGCUGCUGACGGGUCCUCAGUUAGCCCGUGAAGAACACGAGGACCUGCGACUGGACUCCUUGCAACACCAUCUGAGGGAGGCUCCCAGCGAGGAAGAAGCCAGGCCCCCUGCACAACAACCUAGGGGGGCCUGCCCUAACGCUAAACGGCAGAGGAAAACGAUUAUGAAAAACGGACAUGAUGGGGAGGCUGCAACAACCAACUUCAGCAGCUCUCCGACACCAACACCUUUGUCAUGGGUCACCACAUCAGCUGAGACUCUGCACUAUGUUCCCACUGGAGCUGUUGACCAUCUUACCAGCCCAGAGAGUAGUAACGAGAGCCACUGCUGAAGAGCAUCUGGUCAUCAGUAGUCAUUCUGUUGAAGUUGCCAGCAGAGGCAGACCAGUGUGGAGAUAGAACUGUCAGCUACAGGCAUGGAUGUAGAAUGGACAGUUAUCCACAUAAGAAGAUACACUUCAAAAGUUAUUGAAAUCAUACCAUCUGUAAAACACACACAGCAAAGAAGUCCACCACAAUAUUUGUUCUGCAUAGACAAGGCCGCUGCCAAUAGAUAUUAAAGUACCUUGUUUCACUUCAGUUCAUAAACAUGUCCACUGUAUAGGGUCUUCCUUGGAGAGCUCCUUAGAUGAUUACGAGGCGGGACACCUGGUGGGCAGAGCCACCAAACUGGAAGACCUCCCCAGCACAUCAUCACAAAAAAGCAACAAACAAGAAAAUCCAGAAAAUCCAGACCACAUAUUUCUCUGUAUCUACAGAUCCAUCAUCAUGUCGUCAAGCCUUUUUAAGGGUCCAUUUUUUUCCUCCUGUGGGCCUUUGAGACUACAGUGCAAACACAGUUAUGCAGUGGAGCCUCAAAGGCACACUGGACCCUUUGAGGCCAGGGGACCGAAUAGUCCCCGAUCUUCCCUGAGUACAGUUUGGUGCGAUAUAUAUGGCCCCCCCCUUCCCCACUUCUUCACAAUUCCAAUGAAAAUAUUUGCCUUUCAGAGCCAUAGUUUAUCAUAUUUCUUUCUAUCCUUGAACUACGAUGAAGGGGCUCCCUGUGUAACGCCGACUGUGCUCCGGUGGGUGAGAAAUCUCCCGGUUUGCGAGCUCUUAUGCACCACCUGACUUUGUGCCCGCUCUGUCUUCAUCUGAUGAAUCAUCUACAGUUUUUCUUCUUCUUACAAAUAGCAGGUGCAACUGCCAUUGUCUAGUGCAGAAUUCAACAAAUUAACUUACAUUUUUGUUUUUCCACUGUUAUCAGCUAAUAUGUGUGUGACUGUGUGCAUUUCUCUUGCCACGCUUAAUAAAGAAGGGAACCAAAAAUA